Molecule: messenger RNA, 2947 nt
Organism: Gadus morhua (Atlantic cod)
Lineage: Eukaryota; Metazoa; Chordata; Actinopteri; Gadiformes; Gadidae
Product: 5-hydroxytryptamine receptor 3A
Exons: 7
Coding region: 1-1320 (439 amino acids)
Biological process (GO): monoatomic ion transmembrane transport
Cellular component (GO): membrane
Molecular function (GO): extracellular ligand-gated monoatomic ion channel activity; transmembrane signaling receptor activity
Source: RefSeq, a predicted model, not a curated record
AUGCAAGAAGUAUUUGACAAGAAGUCAUUCAGGCCCGCUGUCAACCUCAGUAACCCCACCAUAACCAACAUCUCCUUCACCCUCUAUGCCGUGCUGGGCGUGUCGCUGACCGUCUUGUACCUCUGUAUUCCACACCAGUACUGGCACCAUGAGUUCAUGGUGUGGGAGCCUAAUGAGUGUGAUGGUGUGACCAGGAUUUCAAUCCCGGUGAAUCAGCUGUGGUCUCCAGACAUCAUCGUCUAUGAAUUUGUGGACGACGAUGUCUCCCAGGCCUGUCCGUACGUCUACCUCAACCACACGGGACACAUCCGCUGGGACCGCAUGCUGAGGCUGGUGUCCUCCUGCAACCUGGAGAUCUUCAGCUUCCCCUUCGACGUGCAGAACUGCACCUUCACCUUCGGCUCCUACAUGCACACCAUAAGGGACGUGAGGGUGAGUCCGGCCCUGACCUUUGAGGCCAUGUCCAUUAAUUCCAAGAACUACCUGGAGGCCAGUGGGGAGUGGGAGCUGGUGGUAAUCCUGGGGGAAACGUCCAUCCUCAAGUUCGGCAUUGAUGAGUGGGACAUCAUCACCUUCUGGGUGGUGAUCAAGCGGCGCCCGAACCUCUACGUGGUCAACCUGCUCAUUCCCAGCUCCUUCCUGAUGCUCAUCGACAUCCUGUCCUUCUACCUACCCCCGCACAGCGUGGACCGCGCCUCCUUCAAGAUGACCCUCAUCCUGGGCUACACCGUCUUCCUGCUCAUCAUGAACGACCUGUUGCCCAGCACCGCCAACGGCACGCCCAUCAUAGGUAUCUACUUCUCGGUGUGUCUGGCCCUCAUGGUGAUCAGCCUGUUGGAGACGGUGAUCAUCACCAACGUGCUCCACCACAACUCCAUGAAGUACCGCGAGGUUCCCCGCUGGGUGCGAGUGCUGGUCCUCCAACACAUCGCCAACCUCAUCUGCUACCGCUGGCCGGAAGGGAUCCGCCCCUCCGCUUGGCCGUCCAAUCACAAAGCGGACAAGCCUGAGAGCGACGCAGGGGUCUGCGUGGUCCAAACGAUCACACCCUCACCCGCCCCGCCGCAAGCCAGCCGCGAUGCUGAGAGAGCAGGUUCCUCGGUGGCGAUGGAGGGACAGGAGCUCCGUCAGAUCUGCCAGGACGUGGGCACCCUGCGAGCCCACCUCACGGCCCUUCAGAAGGAGGGCGAGCUGCAGGACGUGUGGUGUCACGUGGGCUACGUGCUGGACUUCCUGCUCUUCCGCAUCUACCUUCUGCUCAUCAGCUUCUACGCUCUGGUCAUCAUCUACAUGUGGUGCAUCUGGGUCGCCCAGACGUGAGAGCGAGCGCGCACGGCUCAACGUGCACGUUCGGCAACGGGGGGCGGGUCGGUCACAUGGAAUGGAGAAGGAUUGGGGAUUUCACAUGUUGUAAAAAAGGGGGAUUUCAGAGCAGUUAUGUUAAUUAUUGGAUUGAGUAGAGUUAUUCAACUUCACUCGAUAUGACUGUAGCUGUCUGGUUAUUUAUGGGAAUCUCUUGAAUCAUAAUGCAAUCGUAGAUGGUAACUUGACCGCAUUUAUAUCGGGCUUUUUGAAACCCGUGGCCACUUAAAGUGCUUAAAAACGAUUGCCUCACUUUUCACCAUUGCAUACACAUUCAUACAACCACGGUCAUAAAAGGCAACAGCCAUCUUUUCGGGAGCAGAUGGGGUUAGGUGCCAUGCUCAGGGACAGAGGUACGUUUUUUUACAGUAAGCAUUACCUUCCUCAGAAGAAUAUACCAAGCAUCUUAUAACAGAGUACUGCGUUGAUGUUAUUUUGUGCAUAUGUACCGGUUCUAUGACCUCAUUAUUAUAACUGUUUUUUGCUCCCCAACACGGAUUAAAAGCUAUUCAAAGUGACUUGGAUUUUGGCAGUAAAUGUUGACGAAUUGGUCUGUCUAACAAGACAAUAUUGUAUGUAUGAUUCUAAUUUGAUAUUUUUCAAAAAACAGAUCCCAAAACAUUAACAGUCAGGGCAGUCUUUAAUUUUCAACACUGUUACAGAACAAAAGCCAAAUGAACACGUUAUAAUCAAAAUAAAAGCAUUCAUCAAUUGUAUUUACAAUAUAUUUUCUCUUAGUGCACUUCACAUCCUUGUACAAAAGGCAGGCCGAUGAACUCAGAAUCCACCCCAGCGAAGAGGAACAGAUUUAACUCUUUGUUCAGUGAAUUGUUAGUACAGUGCUUUUAAAAGCAGCCAGUUAAGACUAAACACGCAGACAGGUUAGAGCACUGUUCUGGUAUAAUAGACAUCUAUGGUGUCGGUGGUCCAGUUAUUGGGCAAAAACCUCCAGUCGGUUCUAUUGGGGAUAGUUUCCCUAGCCGAUACAAUUCACACAAGAUUAGUUACAAUCCCUGAUCUAAAGACUACUGACGUAUGUAUAUAAAAAAAGAACUGUUGUAUUGUUGUUAUCAUUAGCAAAUGCUUAUAAAAAGGUCACUCAUUCUGGACAAAGUUUAGUACUUUGGCCAAUGAAAAUGUAUUGUUAAUCAUAUCUGUGGAAGAUAAAAAUCACUUACAAUUGGAAUUACUUAAUUUCACAUCUCCAUGUAUUCAAUCUCAAUUUAUUCAGUCAUUUUCAAAUAAGUCUACAAAAAUGAUAUUACUUUGGUUACACAAAACAUCUUACGGAACGUGAAUUUGAGUCUUCUGCCAAGGGGUGAAUUAUUGAAUUUGGUUGUGCCAUCCCAGGUAAACGUCUGUCUGGUUUUAAUAAGAGACACGAUUAAAAGCCCUGAAUUAGUCUCCCUGCUCAACACGCUCCUCUAGAACAUAAGAUCAGUGCAAAUAAGAACUACAUGUUAAGAUGAGUGGUCCCACACAAAAUCAAGUUAAAUGUUACAUUCUCAAAUCAGAUAAGUGCAAAUUAUUGGUGCACAGCAAGUACACACACACACACACACACACACACACACACACACACACA